Messenger RNA from Coregonus clupeaformis (lake whitefish), 1640 nucleotides. Its product is annotated as E3 ubiquitin-protein ligase TRIM21-like. Gene Ontology annotation, molecular function: protein binding. The transcript has 2 exons. Bases 272 to 1558 code for a protein of 428 amino acids. Lineage: Eukaryota; Metazoa; Chordata; Actinopteri; Salmoniformes; Salmonidae. The record is from RefSeq and is a predicted model, not a curated record.
AAAACAUGCACGCACACACCAAACACACCAAAUGUGCGCACACACACACACAGCUAGUUUACACUUACCUGUACAAACUUAAAAUGGUCAAAUAAACUAAGCCAAGCACAGAGAAAGUGCAACAGUUGGGUUCUGGGCAGAACAGGGAGGAGUUGAGAGAUAACAUUUAGCUAAAGUGAAAGUAUAAACUGCAUAACUCUCCUGCUCCUCAUCACUCUACACACAGCUACACUCAGUCCACCUUCUGUCAAGAGGGGAAACACUCCCAGAAAUGUCCACCUCCAGCAAUGUCUUGUCUGAAGAGCAGUUCCUGUGCUCCAUCUGUCUGGAUGUGUUCACUGAGCCAGUCUCUAUUCCAUGUGGACACAACUUCUGCAAGGCCUGUAUCAGCGGAUACUGGAACAGCACUGCCCUGUGCCAGUGUCCACUGUGUAAGGAGACAUUCAACAGAAGACCUGAACCAAAAACCAACACAACACUCAGAGAUGUUGCAGAUCAUUUUAAGAGGAAGAAGGUCACGGACGGAGAGGAGUCAUCUUCCAAUCCUGGAGAAGUAGCACAAGUGCAGAAGAUGAUCCAGGAGCGACUGCAGAAGGUUAGGGAGAUCAAAUACUCAGUAGAGCUCAGCCAGAGAGAUGCAGAGAGAGAGAUAGCAGAAAGUGUAGAGGUCUUCACUGCUCUGGUGCGCUCCAUUGAGAGAAGUCAGGCAGAGCUCAUUGAAGUGGUUGAGGAGAAGCAGAAAGCAGCUGAGAGGCGGGCUGAAGGGCUCAUUGAAGAGCUGGAGCAGGAAAUCACUGAGCUACAGAGGAGAGGCACUGAGCUGGACCACCUCCAGAACUCCCCAUCCCCAUACCUCCCCACACACACCAAGGACUGGUCUGAGAUCAGUGUUCCCAGGGAUCUGCAUGUAGGAACUGUGAGGAGAGCUCUGUCUCAGCUGGAGGAGACAUUUCUGAAAGAGAUGGAGAAGUUGUGUAAUGCUGAGCUGAGGAGUUUACGGCAGUGGUCAGUGGAUGUGACUCUGGAUCUUGAUUCAGAACACCCCAUGCUCAUUGUGUCUGAGGACAGGAAACAAGUGCGCUAUGGAAAUACAUGGCGGAAUAUCCCUGACAACCCAAAGAGGUUUGAUCAACGUCUAGCUGUCCUGGGAAAGGAAGGCUUCUCCUCAGGGAGAUUCUAUUUUGAGGUUCAGGUUAGGGGGAAAAUUGAAUGGGUGUUAGGUGUGGCCAGAGAGUCCAUCAUCAGGAAGGGCCCAACAGCUAAAAGCCCAGAUGGUGGACUCUGGGCUCUGUAUAUGAAGGGUGAGAAUAAGUAUGAGGUCAAGGAAACCCCCCCUAUCCCCCUCUCCCUCAGCCAGAAACCCCAGAAGGUCGGGGUGUUUGUGGAUUACGAGAAGGGUCAGAUCUCCUUUUAUGAUGUAGAAAACAGGUCUCAUAUCUACUCUUUCACUGGUUGUACCUUCACUGAGAAACUAUAUCCAUACUUGAACCCCUGUGAUAAUUCUGAGGGUCCAAACACAGCCCCAUUGGUCAUCUCUCCUGUCAAUCACACUGACUGAAUUAGUGUCCAAUAAAGCAACAGAUAACUUAAUCUGAUUGAGCAAAUAACAAUUAGGCUAAGACAUGCAAUUGUAAAGAGUG